Molecule: messenger RNA, 2355 nt
Organism: Zootermopsis nevadensis
Lineage: Eukaryota; Metazoa; Arthropoda; Insecta; Blattodea; Termopsidae
Product: innexin inx3-like
Biological process (GO): phototransduction
Cellular component (GO): plasma membrane; gap junction
Molecular function (GO): gap junction channel activity
Source: RefSeq, a predicted model, not a curated record
UACCUGUAACGGAAGAGACCAAAGGUCGAAUGGCGUUAUCAUUAUAGCCCCGAUUAUACUAACCUGCAGGGUAACUGCAGAGGUAGCAGAUCUAACAUCAGUCUUUCCUCGUGCAAUUUUUUGCAACCUGCUGGAUGGUGCAAGCAAUUCCAAAAACAGUUGCGUGUUUCAGUGUUUUUCUCAGAAAGAGAGAGGGGAAAUACCCGUUUGAAAAGACUGUGCGAUGCUGCGGAGAGAAGAGGCUAGUCCGCGUUGCGUGUUGGUGGCAUCGAGGUGCAAGUGCUAGCCAGGAGACAAGAUGUCACUAGUUGGCCUCUUAUCAGCAUUGGCCGGAUUCGUUAAAAUUCGGUUUCUAGCUGACAAGGAAGUUAUAGACAAUGUGAUAUUCAGAUGUCAUUACCGCUUCACAUCAGCCAUACUUUUUGUGUGCUGUAUCCUUUGUACUGCAAAUAGUUUGAUUGGAAACCCCAUUGAAUGCUUGAAUUCUCAAUUCAAAGAUAAAAUUCAUGUGAUAAAUACAUUCUGCUGGAUCACAUCCACAUACACUAUACCCCACCUACAAGGUCAACAAGUAGGGACUCAUGUGGCUGGCCCUGGGGUAGGACCCCAUGUACAAGGGCUAGAUGAAGUUCAACAUCACAACUACUACCAAUGGGUCCCCUUCGUGCUAUUCCUACAAGGUCUCCUCUUCUAUGUACCACAUUGGUUGUGGAAGAACUGGGAGGGUGGCAAAAUCAAGAUGAUCAGCAAAGAUUUGCGAGGGUCCACAAUCGAGUGCAAAGAAAAGAGACACAAUAAACAGGACAAACUUGUUCAGUACAUCAGCUACUCACUUCAUACUCAUAAUGGCUAUGCAUUUGGAUAUUUCUUCUGUGAGAUACUAAACUUUGUUAAUGUGGUUGGCAAUAUUUUCUUCAUUGACAAAUUUCUGGGGAAUACGUUCUUGAGUUAUGGAAUAAAAGUUAUUCAAAUGUCAAGCAAUGAUGAUCUGCAUCGUACAGACCCUAUGAUCGCCAUAUUUCCUCGACUAACCAAGUGUCUCUUCCGCACUUAUGGAGCCUCAGGUACCAUUCAAACACAUGAUGCACUGUGUGUCCUGCCCCUCAACAUCCUCAAUGAGAAGAUAUUUAUUUUCCUGUGGUUCUGGUUCAUCAUUCUGGCUGCGCUGUCAGGCCUUGCCCUUAUCUACAGCAUUGUUAUAGCAAUGUAUCCACCCAUCCGUGAGACAAUAUUGAUAAGACUCUUCAAAUACAGACCUCCGGGUGGUGUGGACAGAAUUGUAACAAAGAUACAGGUUGGAGAUUUCCUCCUGCUCCAUCUACUUGGACAGAACUUGUGCUCGUCUGUGUUUCGUGAGUUGCUCAUAGAAGUCAGCACCUUGUUGAGUACGAGUAAUUUGUAUCCAACACUGCCAUCUUCCCUUGAGAUGGCGCCCAUAUCUCAGAAGGACAAGUACAUAAAAGACCCUGAUGCAUAAUUUCACUUAGUGAAUUUAAUGUUUCAGAGUAAUGCAAGGGAAAUGGAGAUACUUGAAAUCAUCAGCAAAGAAUGUGCUUCCUUCGUAUAGCGAGCCUAAGAGUGUGUUGGACAGAAGCAAAAUUUUAGGAACUACAGUCAAAGACUUGAGUUACUCAAGUGUAAGCUUCCAAGUUUGCAGAUCAUUAAAGAUAAUCUACUACCAGGUCUCAGGCAAAUUACACAAAUUUUAUAGUCCACAUUUUAUCUUCAAUUGCACCUAUUUGAACUACAACAACAUUUCUCUAGCUCAGUACUCUUACUUCACUCAUUCAAUAUUCAUUUGGAAAAGGACUGAAAGCAAGCAGAGAAAUGGUUAACAAUGUUGUGAUGAGAGUAUGAAAGUACUGUUACAUUUUCACGUUUGAGUUGUCACUUUAGCUCUAGAACUGUCAUGUUCAUUAUUAUUAAAUUUUUCUACAUUUUGUUUAGUGUAGCUGUUCACAAAUUUUGUUAGGAAGAUGUUUUAGGUUGCACAUAACACAAGCAUCCUAUCGUCAUCAACCAUGAGGACAGUGUUUUAAUUUUAAUUUUGUCCUUAUACAGAAAAGCCACAAUAGCAUCAUGCCCAAAAUACAGAGUGAGAUGCUGUGUUAACACUAAUGUAUUUUUCCUAUUAAUGUUAUUGUAUCAUUAAGUUUCAUAUAGUGAAUAUUGAGAAAACUUAAGCAAAUUCAUGGAAAUAUAAUAAAGAUAAAGUCAUUAUCAAAUCUGUAUUCUAAGUUUAGAUUUAGGUUUCCAAGAUUCUUAUAAAUUCUAAGGAGAGUGAAACUAGCAUUGUAACUGAUAUUAUUGUACAUAAUUUGUAUCAUUCCAAAUAAACAUUGUUUAUAACAAAGA